This is a messenger RNA of Alosa sapidissima (American shad), 2667 nucleotides long. Its product is annotated as trichohyalin-like. Gene Ontology annotation, molecular function: GTP binding. The transcript has 3 exons. The coding region runs from base 52 to 2148 and encodes 698 amino acids. NCBI's taxonomy places the organism in Eukaryota, Metazoa, Chordata, Actinopteri, Clupeiformes, Clupeidae. The record is from RefSeq and is a predicted model, not a curated record.
AGGAAGGCUCUUCAGGAGAAAGACAAACAACUGAAAGAUAAAGAUGUGGAAAUGGAGGAGAGGAAAAGACUUGUACAUGAGAGAGACAAACAGAUAGAAGAGAGAGAAAACAAAAUCAAGGAGAGAGACAAGAGGAUAGAGGAGAGUGAGAACAACUCCCAGGAGAAAACCAAACAAUUAGAGAUGAAAGACAAACUACUGCAGGGAAAGGACUUGCAGAUUAAAGAUGGAGAAAAUAAUCUCAAGGAGAAGAUGCAACUUCUGGAGGAGAACAAAAAGAGACUGAUGGAGAGAGAGAAGAUGCUGGAGGACAAGAAAAGAGAGAUGGAGAAGAUGUUAAAACAACUAGAGGAGAACAAGAAAGAGGGGGAGAAGAUGACACAACAGCUAGAAGAGAAGAACACAGGCAUGGAGAAGAUGAACCGACAACUUGAUGAGAAGAAUAAACUCCUCCAUCAAAGAGACACAGAACUGGGGAACAUGACUAAACGAGAGAGGGAGAGAGAGAGUUUACUGGAGAACAUGACUAAACGAGAGAGGGAGAGAGAGAGUUUACUGGAGAACAUGACUAAACGAGAGAGGGAGAGAGAGAGUGUACUGGAGAACAUGACUACACGAGAGAGGGAGAGAGAGAGUUUACUGGAGAACAUGACCAGUGAGGUGGAGACCAGUAAAAGACAACUGGAGUCACUGGAAAAGGAACUGCAGGACAGGAACAGACAACUACAGGACCUGAGAACCCAACAGCAGGAACAAGAGAGGGAGAUGGAGGAGGAGAGAGAUAAACAGCUGGAGGAGAGAGAUAAACAGCUGGAGGAGAGAGAUAAACAGCUGGAGGAGGAGAGAGAGAAACAGCUGGAGGAGGAAGAGGAAGAUCCAGAUCCUCCUCCCAUCAGGAGAAGAUGGAGUAUGGAUGAGCCUCCAUUCAUGGGAGGAGAGAGUCCUGGUCCAGCCCCCCCAGUGUCUCCUGCUGCGUCUGAGCUGAGGCUGGUGCUGCUGGGGGGGAGCACAGCUGGGAAGAGGGCAGCAGGAAACACCAUCCUGGGCACACACACACUCACAGAGACCCAGCACAGCAAGAGCAGACAGGGGGAGGUGGCUGGGAGACGGGUGACCGUGGUGGACACUCCAGACUGGUUCUGCAGUGGACUCUCUGAGAAGGACAUGAGACAGGACGUGGGGCUUUGUGUCCGUCUGUCUGCCCCAGGACCUCACGCCUUCCUCCUGCUGAUUCCAGUGGAGCCGUCUGAAGGGGAGGAGAGGAGGAUGCUGGAGAAAAUGGAGGAUAUUUUUGGGGAGGGCUGUUGGGGACACACACUGAUCCUCUUCACCCAUGCUGAGGGGCUGAGAGAGAGGAGUGUGGAGGAGUUGCUCCAGACAGGGAGCCAGGAGCUCCAGCAGCUGGUAGAGAAAUGUGGGAACAGGUGUCACCUUCUCAACGUUAAGGACACGCCUGAUGACACUAAGAUCACACAGCUGCUAGAGAAGAUAGAAGAGAUGGUGUCAGGAAACAGAGAGAGAUUCUACAGCACUGAGACCUACCAGGAGGCAGAGAGACAGCUCAGAGAGAUAGAGAGAAGGAUGCAGAAAGAACGAGAGGUGGAGGAGAGGAAACUGAGGGAGGAGAGAGAGAGAAGAGAGGAACAUGAUAAAAAUGUGCAGGAGUCUCUGAAGAAGAUGGAGGUAGAGAUUCAGCAGCAUGAAACAGAAAUCAGGACAUUGAGUGAGAAAACAACAGAACUGGAGAGAACGAUGAAAGAAGAGAGGGAUGAGGAGAAGAAGAGAGAGAUAGAAAGUGAGUUAAAGAGAGAGAUUACACAGAGAGAGGAGAUGGAGAGAAAGCUGAACAGAGUGAGAGAAAAGAGAGAAAGAGAGAAGAGAGAGAUGGAGGAGAGGCACAGAGAGGAGAUGGAGGAGAUGAGAGAGAGCUAUGAGAGAGAGGCCAGGACUGAAGCAGAGAGAAACCUCAUGAAGAUCAUCCUGCCUCAACUACAGAGAAACAUCAGCAUCAGCAAGGAGAAGAUGGAGGCAGAGUUCAACAGACAGCUGCAGGAGAAGAACAGAGAGAUGGAGGGACUGUUGGAGACUGUCCAGAGACUCAGUCGACUGGUGGAGGAGGCUGAUCAGAGAAGUUCAGUUCAGAGCUGAGAGAUGAGGGGUAGGAGAGAGAUCAGAGGGGUGACACUGGCAGAGAGGAGAGGGGGAGAGAGAGAGAGGAGAGGAGGAGGAGAGAGAGAUCAGAGGUGUCUUUAAAAAAUAGCCAUCCUUUCAGGAGAGACAGUUUCAUCAGCUUGGGCAGAAAAAAAAUCACAAUCACAUUUCACAAUAUCAUAACCUGAAGGAUCUAAGCAUUACUAAAGCUCACAUUUCUACUUUCCUUUAUUGUGUUUAUUUGUUUAUGUUCUGAAUAAAUAUGUUAUUGAUCUGUGGUGUAUGCUAAUUGUAAGAGAAAUCAGGGGAACAUAGGUUAUUCCAGCAUCUCUGUGAUUGUUCCUUGUGAGACAAAUGGUUUGUUCCAUUCAAAUUAACCCAUGUGUGUGUGUGUGUGUGUGCGUAGGCUGUAACCGGUCUGCCUUACCCAGAUAGUAUGUACAUUGUGUAUAUGCAAUUAUUUUUGUUGAUGUAAAUUUGUAGAUUUAUUGUACAAAAUAAAUAGUUGAAAAUGUG